GGAAGAGUUCUUUAAAAAAACAUGUCUCUGGACAAAAGUGAACAUUUCAUCACUUUUUUAAUUUUCAUAUUUUUUCUUAAGUUAUUAUUUGCUUUGGAAGUAAAUAAUAAUUGUAUUUUGAAUGUAACAAGCAGCAAAUAUAAGAGAGAAGCUUCGGGAUUUAAAAGAUAUCUCAUUUUCCCACAAGGAAGUAAUGUUCAGUUAAUUUAUUGUAUGACGAUUGGAACAUUUGCGAAGCCACAGGGCUUUUUCACUAUGGGUGUCACUGCAGGUUUGGCUUACGAAUUACCUCAUGAAAAUACAGUGAAGUUCAGAAAACCUGCCGAAGUUUAUCAUCGUAGAAGCAGAAGAGAAUUAUACCACAAGGUGGCGCUCAUGUUGAGAACACAGGGCAAAGACGGCAAAGCUUGCGUAUUAAAGGCCCUUUGUAAUGCUGGGAAACGGAACAGCUCGAAGUUUGGAAAAGGAUCCUUUAUGGAAGAGAUCCUACACUCCAUAUUCACAUUGCCAACCGGUUCUUAUCACAUAGACCCAAAAACUGAGUACGAAGCAGCUUACGAAUCAGCAGUUGAUUGCGAGCAAGCAUUUCGUUCGUGUCCAGAAUCAGUAUUGAUCUGACAGAAGGGAUUUGCAAAGCAAUCAAGAUUGACCUCCUGUUAAUAGGAUUUCUGAAGAUUACUGACUGAGAAGGAAGGUUGAUUCUGUGAAGAGAUGGAUGGUUAAUCUUCAAGGUUGCACUAA
Molecule: messenger RNA, 741 nt
Organism: Belonocnema kinseyi
Lineage: Eukaryota; Metazoa; Arthropoda; Insecta; Hymenoptera; Cynipidae
Exons: 5
Coding region: 22-618 (198 amino acids)
Source: RefSeq, a predicted model, not a curated record